Messenger RNA from Dendronephthya gigantea, 2573 nucleotides. Its product is annotated as kinesin-like protein KIF16B. The transcript is spliced from 19 exons. Lineage: Eukaryota; Metazoa; Cnidaria; Anthozoa; Malacalcyonacea; Nephtheidae. The coding region runs from base 126 to 2573 and encodes 815 amino acids. The record is from RefSeq and is a predicted model, not a curated record. Gene Ontology annotation, biological process: microtubule-based movement. Gene Ontology annotation, molecular function: microtubule binding; ATP binding; microtubule motor activity.
GGUAAGUUUUUCUAAACGAAUUUCAAAUGUAUCCAUGAUAAUAAAUUGAUAAGGGAUUAAUUUGACUCUUUUAUCUUGGUUAUUUUGACAGGGAAAAGGAGUCUAACUCAAAGGUUAUUAUUAGCAUGUCUGGAAACCAAACAACCAUUGAGUCAAAUAAGUAUCACAGCUUAGAGAACACUCGCAUUCCAGUGAACAAUAAACCUUCAACUAAACGAUUUGUGUAUGAUUAUUCGUACUGGUCAGUAGCACAGAGUGAUCAACAUUUUACAUCACAAGAACAGGUAUUUCAAGAUCUUGGUACAAAGGUAUUGGAUGCAGCAUUCGAAGGAUAUAAUGCUUGCGUAUUUGCAUAUGGUCAGACAGGAGCUGGUAAAACAUAUACAAUGAUGGGAACACAGAAUGAUCCUGGACUAACUCCAAGAAUAUGUGAGGGCCUGUACAAACAUGCCUCAGUUAAUUCAAAUGAUCAAGAAUCAUUCAGGAUUGAAGUGAGUUAUUUAGAAAUCUACAAUGAACAAGUGCUUGACCUGUUGAGAAUCCCAAGUCAUAAGAAACGUGAUAUAUUACCUGCAAGACUGAGAGUACGAGAACAUCCUAAGGAUGGACCUUAUGUGCAAGGUCUAACGAAACAUGAUGCACCAGAUUACUCAGCAAUUGAAUCCUUAUUAAACCAAGGAAAUCAGCUUAGAAAAACGGCAGCAACAAAAAUGAACGACCACAGUAGUAGAUCGCAUGCUAUAUUCACAAUCAAGUAUACUCAAGCAAAGUUCGUCUCUGGACUGCCAAGUGAAAUAACGAGCAAAAUUAAUCUUGUUGACUUGGCUGGAAGUGAGCGAGCAGCAAAGAGUGGUGCUACAGGAGACAGGUUAAAGGAAGGUGGUAAUAUAAACAGAUCUUUGACGACUCUCGGAAGUGUGAUUUCUUCUUUAGCAGAGAGAUCCAGUCAAAAAGAUAAUGCUCAAAGAAAAGUGUUUAUUCCCUAUCGCGACUCAGUUUUGACCUGGUUAUUGAAGGACAGUUUGGGUGGAAAUUCAAAAACAAUUAUGAUUGCAGCUAUUGCUCCUGGAGAAGGCAAUUAUGGUGAAACUUUGAGCACUUUACGAUAUGCAGACAGAGCCAAGAAUAUAAUCAAUGCACCAACAAUAAACGAGGAUCCGAAUGUGAAGUUGAUACGUGAACUGAAAGCAGAAAUUGAACGCCUGAAAACGAUCAUUGAUGGAGAUCACGGCCAGGUGCAGCAAAGUGUUGCUACAGAAACACUUGACGAAGCACAAAAAUUGUUGGAGGGUACGGAGAGUAAGAUGGAAAGACAUUUACGAGACUGGGCAGAUAAAUGGCGAGAUACUUUGCUUAUUAUGGAGGAAAAUGAUUUGGGUCUUCAUAAACAUCGCUCAACAUUGCGUAUAGAUAUGGACCCACCUCAUCUUGUCUUACUUGAUGAUGAUCCUCUCAAUACCAGUAUAACAAUAUUUAGUUUGAAAGAAGGAGAAAAUUUCAUUGGAAACUUGCAUGCUGAGGAAGAACUUGACCUAGUGUUUGACCAUGACGCGAUCCAGAACGAGCAUUGUGUAGUAACUUAUGAUACAAGAAACGUUAUAUUAAAACCUCUUAAUGGAUAUUGCAGUGUCAAUAAUAAAACUAUAACCGAGCCGACUAAAUUAUCUCAAGGUGACGUGAUUUUACUCGGUGAAGAUAUUCGUUUGAAAUUUAACUAUCCUCAAGAGGCGUGUUUUCUGAGAGAACAGAGACGCUCAGGACAUUUCACUCGUUCCUUUUCUUUGGAUAAGUCCACGCACAUGGCAUCCACACCAAGACGACUUGAAGAAGUGACGUUCAUCGAUCAACCACUGUCUCCUGAAUCUGGCGUUGAGAUGGACCCCCAAGAGGAGGAGAGUACGGAAGAGAAGAAUGUGGACAAAUUAAAACAACAAGUUGAAGACCUCUUGGCACAGUAUAAACAGUCUGAAAUCGAGAGAUUUGAGAUUGAAACGAAAAAUAAACGUGAGUUAGAAGCAAAGGAUAAAGAAAUCGAAACGCAAGCGAAAGAACUUAUAAAACGACAGAAAAAUGACGAGGCUUUGCUUCAACAACACCAAAAAGAAUUACAAAAUCUCAGAGAACAACUCUCUGAUGAAAAAACAAGACUUCGUAAUGAGCUGAUGCAACAAAUGGAAAGACUUUUUAAUAAAAUGCAAAACACAAAUCAUGCUCUCAUUGAAGACUCGAAGAAAGAUCUUGAAAAGCAGCGAAAAAGAUUGAAUAGACAACUUAAACGAGAGUGGUCUAAGUUAGAUCAAUAUGAAAUGAAACUGAUCGAAGUUGAGGCUGAAAAGCGAAGAAUCAUACAAGACGCUGAAAAUAGGUUAAAACAGGAGAGAAAUAAGAGUGAAAUAGAACGAAAACAUCGCCUUCAGGAAGUUGAAACACAAAAAAAAUCUUUACAAGAAAUACUUGAAGGUCAUUUAAAGGAACGAGAAGUUGCCAGAAAGGAUUUUCAACAAAGUCGAAGUGAAGAAAUAAAACUUUCUGAUAUUGUGAGGAAAGCUUGGAUAUAUUUUGUAAGAAAUUAA